CAGCUCAAGUCUCAGGAACAGCCUCACUGAGAAGGGAUCAGAGCCUCAGCCAUCCUCAGAGAGUCAGCACCAUGGGAAACUGUGCUCAGGGUUUCAAGGACUUUUUCUGCCGGCCAAAAAACACCAAUGUGCGUGUUAGUCUGCCGGCUGUCUGCUUUGUCUGGCAGAUAGCUAUGAUCAUCCUGUUUGGAGUUUUCAUCCGAUACAAUGAGGAGGCAGAUACACAUUGGGUAGAGCACAAAAAGAGCCACAACAUCACCAGUGAUAUUGAAAAUGACUUCUACUUCAGAUAUCCCAGCUUCCAGGAUGUCCAUGUCAUGAUCUUUGUUGGUUUUGGCUUCCUCAUGACCUUCCUGAAACGCUACAGCUUCGGUGGUGUGGGCUUCAACUUCCUGAUUGCGUCCUUCGGGGUGCAGUGGGCUCUUCUCAUGCAAGGCUGGUUCCACACUCUGGACCACUCCACAGGAAAAAUCUACAUUGGGGUUGAAAGUCUGAUCAAUGCUGACUUCUGCACGGCGGGAUCUCUCAUAGCCUAUGGUGCUCUUCUGGGAAAAGUCAGUCCAGUCCAGCUGAUGGUUGUCACCUUAUUUGGUGUCACCCUUUUUGCAGUGGAGGAGUACAUUAUCCUCAGCCUUCUUCAUUGUCGGGAUGCAGGUGGCUCCAUGGUUAUCCACUGCUUCGGAGGGUAUUAUGGUUUGGCCAUCUCCUGGGUCCUCUACCGGCCGAAGCUCCACCUAAGCCAGCGCCUCAACGGAUCUGUCUACCACUCUGAUGUGUUUGCCAUGAUUGGCACACUGUUCCUGUGGAUGUUCUGGCCCAGUUUCAACUCCGCCAUCACAGACCAUGGUGAUGGGCAGCACAGAACCGCCAUUAACACCUACCUUGCCCUGGCUUCCUGUGUCCUCACCUCUGUGGCCAUCUCCAGCAUGUCUCAGAAGACAGGCAAACUAGAUAUGGUGCACAUCCAGAAUGCCACCUUGGCUGGCGGCGUCGCCAUGGGAACAGCAGCUGAGUUCAUGAUCACUCCUUAUGGCGCACUGAUCGUGGGCUUCUGCAUGGGCAUCAUCUCCACCUUUGGCUACCUCUUUGUCACUCCGUUCUUGGAGAAGUAUCUGAAGAUCCAAGAUACAUGUGGAGUCCACAACCUGCAUGCAGUGCCUGGCAUGCUCGGCGGCUUCAUAGGAGCCAUCACUGCUGCAGCUGCCUCUGAAUCUGUCUAUGGGAAAGAGGGGCUGAUCAGCACGUUUGACUUUGAAGGGAGCUUUAAGGACCGAACUCCAGGAACACAGGGUGGCUUCCAGGCUGCGGGCACAUGUGUGUCCAUUGCAUUUGGACUUGUUGGAGGAGCUCUUGUUGGAUUGAUCCUGAGGUUGCCUAUCUGGGGCGAUCCUGCUGACGACAACUGCUUUGAAGAUGAGGUUUACUGGGAGGUUCCUGAGGAUGAAGAAAGCAUCCCUCCUGUUCUGGAAUACAACAACCACAUGAUACACAAACACCAGGACAUAUCGGAGUCCAACUUCUCCGUGGAGCAGAGCUAGAGCAGCACAGCGCUGGGAGGACCACACACCGUGUUACCCUGAACUUGAUACAGCCAUGAAGCAACACUUAUUUAUGAAGGCACCACCCCAACACAAAGGCAGUUUUAAAAGAAACGAACAAUGUUUUUGUUUGUUUGUUUGUUUGUUUUGUGUUACCUUUGGUUCUUAUGCCAUUAUUGUCUCUGAUCAUUUUGCACCUUACACAGAUAUUUAGCAUCAUAUUGAAAUAUUCAAACUCCAUGGUCACAUGGAGCACAAACUAGUAAUUGAGUAUCCCAAUUAUGCAACAAAAAUUAUGUUUGUGAUGAUAGAAACUCCGAAUGGCACAGGAUUCAAACUGCUGUAUUAUCUUGGAGGUAUCUGGGAAGUGUUUAUUA
Myripristis murdjan (pinecone soldierfish) is the source of this 1915-nucleotide messenger RNA. It is a transcript of the gene rhcga, whose product is annotated as Rh family, C glycoprotein a. The record is from RefSeq and is a predicted model, not a curated record. Gene Ontology annotation, cellular component: plasma membrane. The transcript has 11 exons. NCBI's taxonomy places the organism in Eukaryota, Metazoa, Chordata, Actinopteri, Holocentriformes, Holocentridae. Gene Ontology annotation, biological process: ammonium transmembrane transport; ammonium homeostasis. Gene Ontology annotation, molecular function: ammonium channel activity. Bases 72 to 1538 code for a protein of 488 amino acids.